UUCUCAUUAUCCUUCGUUAUCAUCUUUUCCUUCUUCCUAUUUUUGGCAAUGGUUUUUAGAUUAAUUACCCGAUCCAUACCCGACCCGAAUUCGAAACUCCCUCCGGGGCCGAAAAAGUUGCCGGUGAUCGGGAACUUGCACCAGAUGGUCACCAGCUCGAAGCUGCCACAUGAAUUGAUGAGUGAUUGGGCCGGAAAAUAUGAACCGGUGAUGCACCUGCAGCUCGGCCAACUUAGCACCGUCGUGAUUUCAUCGCCGGAAGCCGCAAAAGAAAUCAUGAAGAAGCAUGAGCUCAACUUUUUUAACAGACCGGUAACCAUUGCGACGGAUAUUAUACUUUACGACACUUCCAGUUUGGAAAUGUCGCCGUACGGCGAAUACUGGAAACAAAUGCGCAAGUUCUUCACCGUGGAGCUGUUGAGCCACUCGUGUCGCGCUUUAAGAGAGCAAGAGUUUACGAAUUUGUGCAAAUGGAUUGCGUCGAAAGAAGGUUUGUCGAUCAACUUGACAGAGAAGAUCAGCUUCACUACUUGUGAUAUUGUACUUCAGGCCGCGCUUGGGGGAAAGACCGACGAACUAAGAGAAUUCAACGACAUAGCCAAUGAGAGCGCCGAAGUUGGCAUUGGAUUAAGUCUCGCUGAUUUUUAUCCUUCGAUCAGUUUCUUGCGACAAUUCAAUCUGAUUAAAGGCAAGUUAGAGAGGCUGCAUAAAAAGGCGGACAGGAUACUUGAAAAGAUCAUCAAAGAACACAGAUCAUUGACGAAGGACGAGUCUAAACAACACGAAGACUUCUUAGACAAUCUUCUGAAGUUUAAUAAUUCGGGAAACCAAAUACAGGUGACGGACAACAAUAUAAAAGCCGUCUUAAUGGAUGUGUUUCAGGCCGGGAUUGAAACAUCCUCAAUGACUACGAAUUGGAUUAUGGUGGAAAUGCUAAGGCAUCCGAGUGUUUGCAAGAAGGCGCAAGACGAGGUAAGACUAGUUUUCAAGGACAAGGGAUUUGUCGAUGAGUCUUGUUUUGACGAGCUCAAGUAUCUAAAGUUAGUCAUAAAAGAGUCGCUAAGGAUCCAUACGCCAAUACCCGUAAUGUUUCCGAGAGUAAGUACAGAGCCGUGUGAAAUCUUCGGAUACAAAAUACCUCCGAAAAGUCAAGUCCUGGUAAAUGCAUGGGCGAUUGGAAGAGAUCUCAAGUACUGGAAAGAACCCGAUAGUUUUAUCCCUGAGAGAUUUCUUGAUAAUCCGGUCGACUACAAAGUGAACAACUUCGAAUACCUUCCCUUUGGCGCCGGAAGAAGAAUUUGCCCCGGAAUAUCAUUUGGCCUCGCUAAUGUCGAGCAUGCUUUGGCUAUGCUUCUCUACCACUUCGAUUGGGCUUUGCCAGACGGAAUGAAACCCGGAGAUAUGGACAUGGCCGAGGCGGCCGGGGUUACGUUGAGGAGGAAAGAACCAUUGUAUGUGAUUCCGAAAGUGAAGAUACCUUUGCCUGGAAAACAUGGCUGAUGCAUCUCUUGUUCAAACAAUAAUCGACAUAUUUAUAUAUAUAUAUAUGUAUGUAUGCAUGCAUGUAUUCUUCACUUUAAUUUAAUUUGUGGUUUGAUUGUUCUAUUUUCUGCACUUUUGUAUUCAACAUAUGCGUUGGUUUACA
Molecule: messenger RNA, 1645 nt
Organism: Andrographis paniculata
Lineage: Eukaryota; Viridiplantae; Streptophyta; Magnoliopsida; Lamiales; Acanthaceae
Product: salviol synthase-like
Exons: 2
Coding region: 49-1500 (483 amino acids)
Molecular function (GO): heme binding; monooxygenase activity; oxidoreductase activity, acting on paired donors, with incorporation or reduction of molecular oxygen
Source: RefSeq, a predicted model, not a curated record